This is a messenger RNA of Physeter macrocephalus (sperm whale), 2219 nucleotides long. It is a transcript of the gene TMEM165, whose product is annotated as transmembrane protein 165. The coding region runs from base 213 to 1190 and encodes 325 amino acids. Gene Ontology annotation, biological process: Golgi calcium ion homeostasis; Golgi calcium ion transport; calcium ion transmembrane transport. The transcript is spliced from 6 exons. Lineage: Eukaryota; Metazoa; Chordata; Mammalia; Artiodactyla; Physeteridae. The record is from RefSeq and is a predicted model, not a curated record. Gene Ontology annotation, molecular function: manganese ion transmembrane transporter activity; calcium ion transmembrane transporter activity. Gene Ontology annotation, cellular component: Golgi apparatus.
CGUGGGCGAGGAGAGGGCGAGUUCCCGGCCGCGGACGCCGACCUGACCUAAGCCUCACGUCCGCCCUGGCCACUUCCCGCAUGCUGCAGGCUCCUCCCUGAAAGGCGGCGGCGAGGCGUGGGGGACGCGCCCGGGGACGGCUCGGGGUCGAGGCUUCCAGUCGCCCGCACUUCCUCUUGAGGCGCCCGUGCGCGGCUGUCUCGGCGGGCGGGAUGGCGGCGGCGGCCGCCCGGGGUAGCGGCCGCGCAUCUGCGCCCCGGCUGCUUCUGUUCCUGCUGUUUCCGCUGCUGUGGGCCCCGGCCGGGGUCCGGGCCGUACCCGACGAAGAUCUCAGCCACCGGAACAAGGAACCUCCGGCGCCUGCCCAGCAGCUGCAGCAGCAGCUCGCGGCCGUGCAGGGCCCCGAGCCGGCCCGGGCCGAGAAAGGAUUUACACCAGCUGCUCCAGUUCAUACCAAUAAAGAAGAUCCAGCUACCCAAACUAAUUUGGGAUUUAUACAUGCAUUUGUGGCUGCCAUAUCAGUUAUCAUUGUAUCUGAACUGGGUGAUAAGACAUUUUUUAUAGCAGCCAUCAUGGCAAUGCGCUAUAAUCGUUUGACAGUGUUGGCUGGUGCUAUGCUUGCCUUGGGCCUAAUGACGUGCUUAUCAGUUUUGUUUGGCUAUGCCACCACAGUCAUCCCCAGGGUGUAUACAUACUAUGUUUCAACUGCAUUAUUUGCCAUUUUUGGCAUUAGAAUGCUUCGGGAAGGCUUAAAGAUGAGUCCAGAUGAAGGUCAAGAGGAACUAGAAGAAGUUCAAGCAGAAUUAAAGAAAAAAGAUGAAGAAUUUCAGCGAACCAAACUCUUAAAUGGACCAGGAGAUGUUGAAACGGGUACAAACACAACAAUACCUCAGAAAAAGUGGCUGCAUUUUAUUUCACCCAUCUUUGUUCAAGCUCUUACAUUAACAUUCUUAGCAGAAUGGGGUGAUCGCUCUCAACUAACUACAAUUGUUUUGGCAGCUAGAGAGGACCCCUAUGGCGUAGCGGUGGGUGGAACAGUGGGACACUGCCUCUGCACUGGGCUCGCAGUAAUUGGAGGAAGAAUGAUAGCACAAAAAAUCUCUGUCAGAACUGUGACAAUUAUAGGAGGCAUCGUAUUUUUGGCGUUUGCAUUUUCUGCACUAUUUAUAAGUCCUGAUUCUGGUUUUUAACACGAUACUGUUCGUUUAUAUUUAGUCUAAGAUAGAUGAACUAUGUACAUAGUGUAUAUUAUAACUAAAAGUGAUGGAAAAUACUGUAUUUUGUAGCAUUGAUUUGUGAGUUUGACCCAUUUAAUGAAGUAUUAUGUCCAAGAGAAAUAAUCACUGAUUCUAUUUGCAAAAUGGAUCUUUAAAAAAAAAAACCUGAUAUCUAUAAGUGUGGAUUUUUUCUUUUCUCCAGCAUAAUUAUGUUAAUAUGGUCUCCUUGUCUUGGCCGGGGGCGAGGUGAGAGUGUAUAUAGAGAGCCAUUGUUCGGCAGGGGGUCUGCCACUUGAUUCUCUUUCAGCACUGACCCCUUUGUAAGGAAUAUGAGUUUUGUCCUGAAUAACUGAGGUGUUUUACGGUGUUUGUUUACCUUAAAAUUUUUCCUGGGGGAAAGAAUGAAUUAAUUUCUAUCAUCUAUCUAUCUAUCAUCUAUCUAUCUAUCUAUCAUCUAUCUUUUAAAACAUUUUCCUGAGCCAGUAAGCAGUGGUUUAUCAGAAUAAUCAGAAGAAGUCUUUUCAAAAUUAGGUUUUUUUUUUUUGCAGUACGCGGGCCUCUCACUGCUGGGGCCUCUCCCGUUGAGGAGCACAGGCUCCGGACGCACAGGCUCAGCGGCCAUGGCUCACGGGCCCAGCCGCUCCGCGGCAUGUGGGAUCUUCCCGGACCGGGGCACGAACCCGUGUCCCCUGCAUCGGCAGGCGGACUCUCAACCACUGCGCCACCAGGGAAGCCCAGGUUUUGGUUUUUGUUUGUUUGUGUGUUUUUUUUUAAGAGCAAGAGAAAUGUAUUACUGUUAAUAACAUGACAAGAAUUGUCUGCCAGGUCCAUUCUUCCUCUUUUUUUCAAUUGGGUAGGAAACCCAAUAUAAUAACAGUCAAUAUUUGACCAUGUGGAAUUACCAAAUUAAAUAAAAGAGAAUACUGAGUGUAUUCAUAUUUUUUCUAUAUUGAAUAAACAAUGUAACAAAGAUACAACAUAAAUAAAAAUGAUAUGACCAGU